AAACAAAAAAAAAACGCGUGUUGUUGUUCGGGCAUCUCAGUUGAUGCUCUCUUGUGUAUUCCCCUUCAUUUUAUUCAUAGCAAUUUGUAGCACUUCAAAUGGAACUCCUCUCGAACGAAGGCCUACGAAUGGAUGGUCGCAGACCCAACGAAUUGCGCCGAAUUCAGUGCAAAUUGGGAGUUUUCAGCCAGCCGGACGGUAGCGCAUACAUUGAGCAAGGCAACACCAAGGUUCUGGCGGCGGUGUAUGGUCCACAUCAGGCACCAGGGAAGAAAAGCAACCACGAGGAAGUUAUUGUCAACUGCCAGUACAGUAUGGCUACAUUCUCCACGGGAGAACGGAAGAAAAGGCCCCGGGGAGACAGGAAGAGCCAAGAGAUGACUAUUCAUCUGCAACAGGCUUUAAGUGCUGCGAUCAAGACGGAACUAUAUCCGAAAUCUCAAAUAGAUGUAUACAUAGAAGUGCUAAUGGCGGACGGAGGAAACUACUGUGCCUCGGUAAAUGCAGCCACCUUGGCCCUCAUCGAUGCCGGCAUCUGUUUGAAGGAGUAUGUUUGUGCCUGCACGGCCUCAUUGGCUGGCAAAGUACCAUUGAUGGAUGUGUCAAAUUUGGAGGAAAUGAGUGGAGGACCAACUCUUACGGUCGCAUCGUUGCCAAGCAGCGGAAUGAUUGCAUUUAUGGAGAUGUCUCAACGAUUCCAUUUGGAUCAUCUGCCAAAUGUCAUCGAGACUGCCUUACAAGGUUGUCGAGAAGUACAAAAAAUUAUAGAUAGAGCUGUUAGAGAGCAUGUGAUUCAUCUAGGACAAGCCGGAGACUGGGGGAGCGUUGGCAAAUAAAACCAUUUUUGGGAUGUAAACAA
Messenger RNA from Toxorhynchites rutilus septentrionalis, 859 nucleotides. RefSeq names its product exosome complex component RRP41 (gene Ski6). Gene Ontology annotation, biological process: U4 snRNA 3'-end processing; poly(A)-dependent snoRNA 3'-end processing; nuclear mRNA surveillance. Gene Ontology annotation, cellular component: nuclear exosome (RNase complex); cytoplasmic exosome (RNase complex); nucleolus. The transcript has a single exon. Lineage: Eukaryota; Metazoa; Arthropoda; Insecta; Diptera; Culicidae. The record is from RefSeq and is a predicted model, not a curated record. The coding region runs from base 99 to 836 and encodes 245 amino acids.